CUCGCAUUCCACCCGGCGAGGACCAAAUAUUAAGGGCUUGUGCAUCAGAAGCGUUUGUAACUAACUGGCAAAAUGAACGGCCAAAUCCUGAACGGUUUCCACGAUUCACUCAUUGAUGAAGGCAGUUUUCUUUUUACCUCAGAAUCCGUUGGGGAAGGGCACCCCGAUAAGAUCUGUGACCAAAUAAGUGAUGCAGUACUUGAUGCCCAUCUAAAACAGGAUCCUGAUGCCAAAGUUGCAUGUGAAACAGUGGCAAAGACUGGCAUGAUUCUCCUCGCUGGUGAGAUCACCUCUAGGGCAGCUGUGGACUACCAGAAAGUUGUGAGAGACACUAUUAAACACAUUGGCUAUGAUGAUUCCUCAAAAGGGUUUGACUACAAAACCUGCAAUGUGCUGGUGGCUCUUGAGCAGCAAUCUCCUGAUAUUGCUCAAGGAGUGCAUUUGGACCGAAAUGAGGAGGAUGUUGGUGCUGGAGAUCAGGGCUUAAUGUUUGGUUAUGCAACUGAUGAAACCGAAGAAUGCAUGCCCCUGACAAUUGUUCUUGCUCACAAACUAAAUGCAAAGAUGGCAGAGCUGCGACGCAAUGGGACUCUUCCUUGGCUUCGUCCUGAUUCUAAGACCCAGGUGACUGUUCAGUACAUGCAGGAUCGUGGGGCUACAAUUCCAAUUAGAGUGCACACAGUUGUGGUAUCUGUACAGCAUGAUGAGGAAAUCUGUUUGGAUGAGAUGCGGGAUGCUCUGAAAGAGAAGGUUGUGAAGGCUGUUGUACCUGCCAAAUACCUGGAUGAUGACACAAUUUACCAUUUGCAGCCCAGUGGACGGUUUGUCAUUGGAGGGCCACAGGGUGAUGCUGGACUUACUGGGCGCAAAAUCAUAGUGGACACUUAUGGUGGAUGGGGAGCCCAUGGUGGGGGUGCAUUCUCUGGAAAGGACUACACAAAAGUGGAUCGUUCAGCUGCCUAUGCUGCCCGUUGGGUGGCAAAAUCCUUGGUGAAAGCAGGGCUAUGCCGACGGGUUUUGGUCCAGGUCUCUUAUGCCAUUGGUGUUUCCCACCCAUUGUCCAUCUCCAUCUUUAAUUAUGGGACCUCUCAGAAGAGUGAAAGGGAGUUGCUGAAUAUUGUUAAAAAGAACUUUGACCUUCGUCCAGGUGUCAUUGUCAGGGAUCUGGAUCUGAAGAAACCAAUUUAUCAGAGGACUGCAGCCUAUGGUCACUUUGGUAGGGACAGCUUCCCAUGGGAAGUACCAAAAAAGUUGGAAUAUUGAAUGUUAGGCUUUUCCCCCUCAGACCUGCUGGCGUUAUAUACAGAGAAGCCUUCAGGUGCUUGAGGGAGGAAAAGACCCUCUAACCUAUUCUGUCAUUCUAUUAGCUUACUGUAGUCACCAGUGCCAUGUCUAGCUUGUGAGGAAAAGGGACCAUAUAUGAGGCAUACUGUCACUUGUCCUCUGGACCCCAUCAAUUUUACUUAUGGCUGCCUUGUAUGAGGCUGUUAACUUGUUGCUUUUUAUCCUAAGACCUGCCUCUCUUCCAGAUUAGCCCUUAAACAUGCCACAUUCUUCACUAGAAGGACACAUUGUAUAGUUUAUACCUGGCAGCAUUGCUUAUAGCAACAGACUUCCCUCUGUCUAGCAUGUCUAAAACUCCCGCCUUCCAUGCUUAUAAGCAUGUGUAGUUACUACACUCCCAGUUAAAAAAAGGAAGAUGUGGCUUUCUAGUGCGUUAUAACAGUUUUGUUCCUGUGGCAUACAAUUUAUGGCAAUUGCCUCCCUUUCUCUCCCCCCCCAUCUGCCACACUGCACAAUUUACUCCCUGCCUACUUUUUAAACUUUUUUUUUUUUUUUAUGCCAGUGCUGUCUGCUUCCCCCCUCUGGAACUGGCUGGUGUGGCUACAGAGAAACCAGCACAGGGCAGAGGCCUGACCAAUCCUGGCCAGUGGGACAGGGAGUGAGCUAAGGAUCUUACUUGAACUGUAACUUAUUUAUUGUGUUGCUGGGCUGAGGUGUAAGUACAGAGUAACCUCUGCCCCAUGUGACUUGUCACUUUUUUUUUUUUUUUUUAAAUGAAUGACAUGUUCUCAUACUCCAUGUUUCCAGUGACCUCUGGGAGGCCAAGGUGUUGUACAGAAAAACCAUGGCUGCACUUCUCAGAGGUCCUGGCUCAUGUUACAUGUAAGCUUGCCCCACUAAAAUAUCCUCUGCAGGAGUAGGCCAACCUUACCAGUGUUGUACAGAGAAACUGGCUGUUUACAAGCUCUCUUGCAUAGGAUUCUUAGUGGAUGCAGUCUGCACAACUCCUUUUUUUAUUUCUGAAACCUAUUCCAUGUGUCUGGUUCUACUAAACACUCACAUCAGAAGACUUCAUGAAUAAAGUAUUAGGUUCUCCCUUUA
Messenger RNA from Bombina bombina (fire-bellied toad), 2385 nucleotides. It is a transcript of the gene MAT2A, whose product is annotated as methionine adenosyltransferase 2A. The transcript is spliced from 9 exons. Bases 73 to 1263 code for a protein of 396 amino acids. Gene Ontology annotation, biological process: S-adenosylmethionine biosynthetic process. Gene Ontology annotation, cellular component: cytosol; methionine adenosyltransferase complex. Lineage: Eukaryota; Metazoa; Chordata; Amphibia; Anura; Bombinatoridae. Gene Ontology annotation, molecular function: methionine adenosyltransferase activity; ATP binding. The record is from RefSeq and is a predicted model, not a curated record.